AUGCGACACAAAAAGUUAAAUCAAAGAGAAGGUAGAAAAUACCGAUCGUACAGUACCAAUACCCUCACAGAAGCUUACUUUGCAGUAAAAGAUGGCAAAAUUACAGUUAAAGGGGCAUCUAGACAAUUUGGUAUUCCUGAGCAAACACUCAGAGAUCGUGCGCUUGGAAAAAUUGACAUUGACUGUGUUAGUUCAGGUUGUUUGCCAGUACUUACCUUGGAUGAAGAGGCCAAGAUUGUGGAACAUUUGAAGAGGAUGGCAUCGUAUGGGUACGGUUACACCAGGCAGGAGGUGAUUGAUAUAGCCACAGACUAUGCUGUCAAACUGGGAAAAAGAAUUUCUGAGAAACCUUUUACAUUAGGCUGGCUCUAUCUCUUCAUCCGUAGAUGGCCUGAACUGCGACUUAUCAAACCACGUGCCCUUGAACAGUUUAGAGCAAAGUGUACCUCGUCUACAGUUGUCUGUUCAUACUUUGAUGAGCUUGAAAAUAUCAUCACUAAGUACAGUCUUUACGAUAAGCCACACCUGAUCUUCAAUGUCGACGAAAAAGGUAUCACCCAGAACCACAGUCCCCCACGUGUUGUUGCUGGAAGGGACCAACAUCCCCAGGCUGUUACCUCAGGAAAGUCACUGACAACAACCAUUAUUGGAUGUGGAAGUGCUAGUGGUAUAGCAAUACCACCAUUCUUCGUUUUUGCCGGAAAGAGGAAGAUGCCAGAACUGAUGCAUGGAGCGUCUCCAGGUGCAGAUUGCGAAAUGUCAGAUACAGGAUGGUCAAAUUCUGACAUCUUCCGACAUUACCUGCAAGAUCAUUUUAUAAAGUUUAUACCCCAAAGACAGCCAGAUCAGCACUUACUUCUUCUACUCGAUGGUCACAAAUCACACGUGUCUUUAGAUUUGGUGGAGUGGGCAAAAGAAAAGAAAAUAAUCCUGUUUAUUUUGCCUGCACAUACAUCCCAUAUUUUACAACCCUUGGAUGUUGCAUGCUACGGUCCUUUACAAAAAUUCUACAGUUAUGAGUGUCACAAAAUAAUGAGGCAAACAUCGACAGCUAUAACUCGAUACAAUAUCUGCGAGUUGUCCUGUAAGGUUUACUCCCGAGCCUUGUCAGCCGAGAACCUUCAUGCUGCAUUCCGUAAGACUGGAAUCUUUCCUUUAUGCAGAAACGUGAUCAGCAAUGAAAGUGUAAUGCCAGCUGAAAUUUAUCACAAUGGUCAAGACAAUGCCGAAGCCAACGAUAUUCAGAGAUACCAGAUGGCCUGGACAAUCAAACUGUUCCUACUGAAAAUGUUUGCACCACAACAAACAAGGAAACAGAAGUUUGUCUUUCUGAGUCACCAAGUGCAUUUUUAUGCCAAAAAAUUGCUAAUCUAA
Gigantopelta aegis is the source of this 1374-nucleotide messenger RNA. RefSeq lists its product as uncharacterized. The record is from RefSeq and is a predicted model, not a curated record. Gene Ontology annotation, molecular function: DNA binding. Bases 1 to 1374 code for a protein of 457 amino acids. Gene Ontology annotation, cellular component: nucleus. The transcript has 2 exons. Lineage: Eukaryota; Metazoa; Mollusca; Gastropoda; Neomphalida; Peltospiridae.